Molecule: messenger RNA, 4307 nt
Organism: Stegostoma tigrinum
Lineage: Eukaryota; Metazoa; Chordata; Chondrichthyes; Orectolobiformes; Stegostomatidae
Gene: lrrc56
Product: leucine rich repeat containing 56
Exons: 15
Coding region: 484-2343 (619 amino acids)
Molecular function (GO): protein binding
Source: RefSeq, a predicted model, not a curated record
AUUUAGAGCAGGCUCUGUUAUCCCAGUUGAGGAUUUUAAUAGAUCGAUAGGCUCAGGGGCCUCUCUUGGUUGCUAGGGAACAGGGAGGCGUCACAUGGGACAACAACAACUUAUUACUUGGACAAACCACAAUUUAUUUAAGUAGCACUCCGAGGUAGUUUUACAAAGUACACAAAGCUGCCUGUAGGGAUCGUUUAUCAAACAGAAAUUGACAUCGGACCACAUAAGGAGAUUUCAGGACAGCUGACCGAAACCUUUGUUAAAAGACGCCGUUCUGAAUUGUACCUUAAAGGAGAAGAGAGCAUUCCAGAGUUCUGUCGGAGGGUCGGCGCUGAGGGAGCGCCGCGCCGUCGGAAUGAUGACACUGGGAGUUGAUUUGACUUGAAGUUUGUCAAAUCUUUAUCAGCAAAGAGACAAAUCUGGAGAGUUUCAAACCUAUGGUUUACAGUUAACAUCCUCCAAUAUUGCUACAAAAAGGUAUCAAUGGAACUUCAUCACCGCCCAGCCUUUGUUACUCGCGCAGGCACUGCAACAGUUAGGGUGCUGGAUUUUGGGCAGCCAGGUUUAUUAAAUCCCAGUCCGGUUAUGAAAGAUGAAUCUGAGUUUCUAAUUGAAGAAUAUCUUUCUCCAUCAAAAUUGCGAGCCCUGACCAAAACAGAGGACCUACAGCAAGUGAAAGUUCUGGAGAUGUGUGUGGACACACAGGAUAACACUCUUGGAAAUUUCGGUACUCAUUUACCCAGUUUGGUUCAACUGAAGCUGAAUAGCAGUUUUAUUGCAUCGGUAAGGGAUCUUGGUACAUCAUUAACAAAACUGCAGGUGCUCUGGAUGGCUCGCUGUGGCCUCAAAGACUUGGAUGGAAUUCCUUCCUUCUGUUCAUUAAAGGAACUAUAUGUGGCAUAUAACAGUAUUUCAGAUGUCAGCCCCGUGAGCAUGUUGGAACACCUGGAAAUACUAGACCUGGAAGGAAACAACAUUGAUGAUAUUGUGCAGAUCCACUAUGUAGCUCUGUGCAGCAAGCUGAACACACUCACACUGGAGGGGAACCCUUUUUGCUUGCGACAAAACCCAGGGAUCCCAGAGGAUUCAAAUUCAAACUACAGGGAGACGGUUAAAAAGCUGAUCCCGCACUUGAAAUAUUUGGAUGACAUUCCUGUGAGUGAGACCAGCAUUCAGUCUAACUGUACCAUCAAUAAGGAUUGGCUAAUUGUGAAGGAAGCCAUUAAGGAUGGCAUCUCAGCUGAAGAUCUUGAAAAUUUAGAUGAUAGUAUUACCAUUGGGAGACCAGCUUCUCGAAAGCACCAAAAUUGUGCAUCUCGAAAGGUGUCAACUUCCCAGAGACCACACAGCGCUGGAAGAUUCUCCACAGGAUCUACUGUUGGCAUCUUACGAACAGGAGGUCCUGAUACUAGGCUUUAUGAUGGUGCGAGUGACCUUACAUAUGGUGCCAGCAGCAUUUUUUGUGGAAAUCCUGUCACAGCUCUUCGAGCCCGGAGGAAGAAGCAAGGUGUAUCAAGUGAUGGAGCAGCGAACUGGUUCAGUCAGCAUACUCACUUGCCAGAACAUACCUAUGAUUCGCUAGAAAUUGACAGCAGAACCCGAGAUGAUAUUUUUGCGGAGUUGCGGGCUUGGCGGAACGAACACAACAGGCGCUUUGAAGCCAUUUUGAAGGAACAAGAACCACAAGUGUUGAAGAUUGAUCACAAUGAUAAUGAUAUCCUGAGCAUUAGUUCGGGUGACGAGGAGAAGAAGGAUAACUGCUCUGAUGAAUGGAUUGGCUGUGUUUCACCAGAAACUCCUAGCUUGUCGCCUUUAGUCACUUCAUUCCCAAAUUUUCCUUCCAAUGUAGAAAGCUUGCUGGUUACAGACUUUAAUCGAACAUUGUCACCCGUUCCUCCCUCCCCACAAGAAGUGUCUGCAAGAUCACAGAAAGUACUUGAUUUUAGGGUUAGGCAUUUAAGAAGGUCUGUCCAAGCUGAAAGCGAAUCAUUGCAAGAAGGCGAUGAGGACUCUGCUGUGUUUGAAGAUAAAGAAGCUGCGUAUUCACAUGAUGUUAAAUCAAGAAGUAAGCUUGAUGACAGGCUGUCUAUGUACACUGCAAUCGAGAGCCUAAGACCAGGUUCUGGACCAGCUACAGUCGGAUUAAGAAGUGUAAAGUCAAGUGUUGACAGAAGGUCUCAAAAAAUUGACAGUCAUCAGCCAAUAAUUCGUUCAUCUACAAAAACACCUGAGAGGCCUCUCUCCCUGAACUCUGUACGUCCCCUGACUGCUAAGGCUGCGCUUCAGCGUUUGCCAAAUAGACCAUUGCUUCUGCCCAGCAGAGGAAACAAGACAACAAGCUGAUGGCUACAGCAAUUCUGGAAAAUCAGGUCCAAUUUGUGCUCCGUUGUAACUGAAAUCCUUCUCAUUGUAACACUUGAGCAUGGGGAAAGAGGAAUCAUUUCUACUAAACUUGUCUUGCUAAUUUCAACUCUGGUUGUGGAGAGGAAAAGGAUGGGUAAGCCAAUCACACAAUUGCCUGUGUUAUUGUACACCCACACAGCGUUAAUAUAUAAUACUGUUUAAAUGGUUAGCUGUCGUAGGUCUUUACAAACCAACAAAUGUACAGUCACAUUACUGGACUUGCUGCAUAUGCUUCCUAACCCUACUGUACUUUCUGAGGAAGAUUUAAUGGUGAACAUUUUAAAAUGCUGCCAUUUUAAGUGUUAUUCAGUUAUGACAAAAAUCAGAUUGAAAUAACUACAGUGACUUGAAAGCAGACCGGUUACACAAUUGAUUGCACAUUCUCUGUGAAUGUUUCUUGUGGUUUUCUUAAGUAAUUACAUCAGAAUAAUAUAAGUUAAAAUUAACCUCUAGUAUCACUCAUCCCAAGAAACACGCACAUAUAAACAUGUCUACGUGUGUAAAACUUAUUCACAUGUAUACUUGCAGUCUAUGCAUGCCUACAUAUUUGCAUAUUUGCACAAAAUAUUCAUUUGCAAAUAAGUACAUGCUUUCAUUCCCCAUCCUAAGAUUCCAACCAACAAACACAAGUUUAAAUAUUCAUACAUGCACAAACAUUUGAAAAUAUAUACACAUACAUAGACCAAAGCACAUAUGAUGAUUUGCUUUCAUUUCGUGAGAUGGUGGCCGUAUGAAGUUCCCACGCACAACAACAGUGUGGCUGGGUGCAUGCUACAUCCUCUAUUAAGGUUGUGCUUCACUUUGAAGUGUGAAUUAUAUUAAUUUCUAAUGCCCAAGAAGAGCUGUAAAAUUGUUAAUGUGAAUUAACAAGCAGCCUGUGAUAUUCAAGUGUAAAGUAGCUUUGUUUGUAGCAUGCUGCUGACCGAUAGUUCAUGAAAAUUGAAGAGAAUGGUGAAAACAAAAUAUAAUAAAUGCCCUUUGAAGAUAGUGACUGUCGUAAUUUCCCUUUUAAUAUUUAACUAUCUAUAUGUUGUCCUUUUAGUGCUAUUGACAGCUAAUUAUUUCAUCUGGAAUUUUACAGAAGAUUAUCGUUACUCCUCUCUACAAGUGUUCACGAACCAAUUUUGUAAUAAUUAGUAAUUUUAAAGCAAAUAAUUAUAUCCACAGUGCACAACAUUGUAGCAAUGGAUUCCUCUCACUCUUUCAUGGUCAUGUUUUCCCCGUACAUGUAUGGAUUAAACCUUUCUCCAGUUUUAAAAUUUGAUUUAAGAGCCUUUUAAUUGGGAAUGGCUGUCUUCAUGUCACAACUGCACGUUGUACAACAGUGUAUAACCAUUGUCUUUUUCUUGCACACCGAAUCAUUUCACUGGUCCAUGCACAUUAUAAUUACCCAGAACAACCAGCUUCCCAGAAGCCCGAUGCAAAGCUUUACUCUGCUGCCAACUGCGCCCUCUCCUGUUCACUCCAGUGUUUCCGAUAAGAUCAGUUUCAACAAGGGGUCCCAGCAGAUUUCAGUACAAGGUAUGGGACCCAAAACAUUUUCAUGGGCUCACCAAGCAAAAUCUGGACACGAGUUCAGGAAAGCUACUAUGUAAAACAUUUGGUUAAGAACACCUUUCACAAACUUCCAGUAACCAGUGUACAAAUGGGCUCAUUCUUUCAACAUCAGAGAAUCUGAAAACAUUGUAUGUUAUUUCUGUGAAUAACUAGAUGUACAUAUGGAUUACUGCUGUGUAUGUAAUGUAAUUUAUGCCUAUCUAUGCUACAUGUCAUGUCACAAAACACGAAAGGGAACUUGAUGGAGAAUUGUGUUAUAGCUCUAUUUAUUUUUUACUGCAAAUCGUUGGAUUGUCAGUGAUUUAAAAUGAUCAUUUCAUCAUAUUUAAAUAAAAACAAUUGAAUUA